AGGAACAACGCCGUAUGGACCCGUCCCGGGGCAGCGCGGAAAGCUCAUUCAGUGGGCCUGAUGUGGUGGAUGCUGGCCCGGGAAGUACUCCGCAUGCGUGGCACUAUCUCCCGUGAGCACCCAUGGGAGGUUAUGCCUGAUCUUUACUUCUACAGAGACCCAGAGGAGAUUGAGAAGGAAGAACAGGGUGCUGCUGAGAAGGCCGUGACCAAGGAGGAGUUUCAGGGCGAAUGGACUGCACCAGCUCCUGAGUUCACUGCUGCUCAGCCAGAAGUGGCUGACUGGUCUGAGGGGGUGCAGGUGCCCUCGGUGCCCAUCCAGCAGUUCCCUACUGAAGACUGGAGUGCCCAGCCAACCACUGAGGAUUGGUCAGCAGCUCCCACAGCGCAGGCCACCGAGUGGGUUGGAGCCACCACUGAGUGGUCCUGAGCUCCUCUGCAGACACCUGAGCAAAGGGAAAAAAGGUGGAAGGAAAAUAAAGUUCCUACAAACUGUCAAAAAAAA
Messenger RNA from Alexandromys fortis (reed vole), 504 nucleotides. RefSeq names its product 40S ribosomal protein SA-like. The annotation marks the transcript as partial. Gene Ontology annotation, biological process: cytoplasmic translation; ribosomal small subunit assembly. NCBI's taxonomy places the organism in Eukaryota, Metazoa, Chordata, Mammalia, Rodentia, Cricetidae. The transcript has a single exon. The record is from RefSeq and is a predicted model, not a curated record. Gene Ontology annotation, molecular function: structural constituent of ribosome. Gene Ontology annotation, cellular component: cytosolic small ribosomal subunit; 90S preribosome.